AUGAAUGGCGGGUUUGGGAUCGUUUACAAGGGCCAGUUAGACAUUGGCACAAAAAUAGCAGUCAAAAGAAUGGAAUCUGUUGUGAUUUGCAUCAAAGCAUUAGAUGAAUUUGAAUUAGAAAUUUCAGUUUUAACAAAGGUUAGACACCGACAUUUGGUUUUACUUUUAGGGUAUUCAACUCAAGGGCUCAAAAUAAUUCUUGUUUAUGAAUAUAUGCCUCAAGGUGAAUUAAGUAGGCAUCUAUUUCAUUGGGAAAAAUUCAAAUUGGAACCACUUUCUUGGAAAAGGAGGUUAAGUAUUGCAUUGGAUGUAGCUAGAGGUAUGGAAUAUCUUCACUCUUUGGCUCAUCAGAGCUUUAUACACCGGGAUCUUAAAUCCGCAACAGAUCUUAAAUCGUCCAAUAUUUUACUUAACGAUGAUUUUCGAGCCAAAGUUUCGGACUUUGGACUGGUGAAACUCGUCCCGGAUGGUGGGAAUUCAAUAAUGACUCAGGUAGCUGGGACGUGUGGAUACGUUGCCCCUAAAUAUGCUAAUAACUAUCUUUUUUCUUUAUAUAUAUAUAUAUUGUUUCAAUCAAAUUCAUCGAAAAUUCCUCCUAAACCUAGUUCACCCUCGGGUUCCCAGCCCGACAGCAGCAACCAACUUUCACCUGGGAAUACUACUAGUACUGGUGAUUCGGGCAUUGGUGGUGUUCCCUCUAUACAGCUAAAGAAACCAAAUGUGGUUCCGUCACUCACUCCUGUUGUGGCUUUUGCUGGUUUAGCGCUUUUAACCGUCCCUUUAGGUCUCUACUUAUGCAAAUUGAAGAAAGCUAACUCAAGUGAACCACCGAGCUCACUUGUUAUUCACCCCUGGACCUGUUUAACUCGGAUAACAUAG
Helianthus annuus (common sunflower) is the source of this 879-nucleotide messenger RNA. RefSeq names its product receptor-like kinase TMK3. NCBI's taxonomy places the organism in Eukaryota, Viridiplantae, Streptophyta, Magnoliopsida, Asterales, Asteraceae. The record is from RefSeq and is a predicted model, not a curated record. Gene Ontology annotation, biological process: protein phosphorylation. The transcript has 3 exons. Bases 1 to 879 code for a protein of 292 amino acids. Gene Ontology annotation, molecular function: ATP binding; protein kinase activity.